Molecule: messenger RNA, 912 nt
Organism: Cylindrotheca closterium
Lineage: Eukaryota; Bacillariophyta; Bacillariophyceae; Bacillariales; Bacillariaceae
Source: the annotation of a GenBank genome assembly
AUGGGAGUUCUUGGAAUCAUAAUCAGCUUUAUUGUGGCACCAGUGGCUGUUCUCUUUGAUCUUUGGCUCUUGGGAGCAUCCGCAGGAGCCACGAUACAAGAACGCAAAAUAUGGCAAAACAAAAAGCUUCCUUCCAUUAAUCCCUUUGGCCUCAUCAAGGUCUUUUUGCUAAACGUCUGCUGGAUGGGCGGAACUCAACUUGGUGUCAUUUUGGGAUUGCUCAAACGCGCCCUUAUGGGAAAGAAAAACAUGAACAUGAGAGACUUUUGUCACAAUGGCGUAGAACGCAUGGUUGGACAACUGCUCAUUAGACUAUUCGUUGGGCCCGAGGUUAUCAUCCGAGGAAAGGAAAAUCUCCCUCCUGAAAAUCCAGGAUCUCCUGCACCAGUGAUGAUUGCCAAUCAUGAUUCCCAACUUGACAUUGCUGCUGUCUACUAUCUGUGUCGAUCUUGGCGAUGGAUUGCCAAGAGCAGUGUCUUUUUCUUGCCCGGUGUGGGCCAACUCAUGUACUUUGGGGGUCACGUCUUCAUUGAUCGAGUGAAGAAGAAGAACAAGUCGUCAACUGGGGCUCGCAAUCUCUACAUUAAAUCCAACGAGUCCCUUCAAGAAGGAGUCCCCAUGUUCUUCUUUCCGCAGGGAACUCGAAGAUUGGGCGAACGACUCCCUUUCAAGGACGGGGCCUUUAAGAUUGCCAUGGAAAACAAGAGUCAAAUUGUCCCAAUUAGCAUUGAGAUCCCACUAACUGCCUGGAAUUCCAUGUAUCCUUUGCAGGGAGGAAAGGAUGUGGCACCGAUCAUUUUGACUAUUCACAAGCCAGUCGAUUCUAAGGACUUUAAGGAAUUGGAGCCACUGAAGAAUCAAUGCUUUGAUACGAUCUACAGUGUAUUGCCAGACUACACCAAGGAGAACUAA